Molecule: messenger RNA, 1213 nt
Organism: Oppia nitens
Lineage: Eukaryota; Metazoa; Arthropoda; Arachnida; Sarcoptiformes; Oppiidae
Exons: 3
Coding region: 36-1211 (391 amino acids)
Source: RefSeq, a predicted model, not a curated record
AGACAGAUAUCAAACAACUUAUUAAUUUUUAAAAAAUGAGAAUUUUUUUGCUAAUUUGUGUCCAAACACUAACAGUCUUAGCAUUUAUGUCGACACUGAUUGAUAGUAUGGAUAUCGAUGACAAUACCAUUAACAGUACAUUUUGCACUCAAUGGGCCAAAAAUUCAUACAAAAUUAGCUACAGUUAUGAGCAACGGCUUGACAAAAAUCCCAGUCGGUUUACAGUUUUGGUCAUUGGCAACACUUUCUGGAACCUGGAGAUCAAUAUCAUAGAUGAAACAUUAAAACUGUUGGUCGACAAACCAAAACUAAGCGAUUGGUUUACCAAUGAUUACUUUACGGGAUUUAGUGUCGCCAACUAUUUGACCAACGAAACGGAAGAUAUCAUAAAUGGCAUGCUUUGGCCAAACGGUACCAUCGAAUGGGGUCGGUUUGAAUUACCCGAGGAUCUGACAAAUACUACCAAAAAUAUCUAUCCAAAUAGUUAUCUAAACUUCACGACCACUACGAUGGAUACAGUCAUCCGUGAGCCGCGGAUCAGUGUACGGCCGCAAAUAUAUCACUCAAUGUGUUUUCUCAAUCAAAUCCAAAAGCCUGGUAUUUUGGUUGACAAUGUCAAUGGUUUUGUGUUUGAAGGCAACUACCAGUGCUUCAAAUUUAACAUUACCUUUGACAACAUUAUCGAUGUGACCCAGAGAGUGGAAAAAUCAUUGAACGGUCAUCGGUUGUCCGGUUUGAAUGCCGAUUACGAAGUGGUAGCAUUUUGGGGACCGGUUACACAACAAAAAUAUAUUACCAUAUUUCAGAUGGAUAGGGAACUCCGUUAUUGUACCACUGAGUACAUGGGUUUGAAAGUAGGAUGCCUAAAUGAUUACAAGAGACUGGUAUGCUGUGGACCUAAUAACUGUUUACUCACCACUACACCCGACGAUGACAAAAAAACCAAUAGCUUAUCGAUUAUCAUUGCUUUGAUAGUGGCUAUCAUUAUUAUAAUGGUCAUCAUUGCCAUCGUUGCCGUCGCUUUGUUGGUCAUAUGUCGCCGAAAAACUGGAUCCUAUUCACCAUCAAAAGCCGAGGCAAAACAGUUUCCGCCGCAGCAGCCGGUGGUGUUGUCGACCACAGAAUCACCAAAGAAACAGAGGUCACAACAAUCGGAUAUUGAUAACAUUAGAUCAAUCAAAAGUACACAAAGUAUGAGAACCCAAAAAUAAUA